GGAAGCUGAAGCCUGAGCAGUUUUAAUAAAACGCGAUCAUGUCAACACCGCGGGAACAAGAGGCAGCACAGUACCUCGAAAAUCACAAAAUCUUAGAACUAAUGAACAACAUAACCAGCAUGCUCAUCUAUCACAGACCAGAACACCCAAGGGAAUUCCUGGUUUCCCAACUUGAGCAACUGCAUGCUUCCAAGCUUCAGGCAGCUGAUAGUCCAUGUUUGUUUGAUGAUUACAACCUGGAUGCAGUGUGUGGUAUCUUAGAUCCUACAAACCAAGGAUACAUCUCUUACAACCAAUAUAGAGAGGCACUGAAGACAUUUGGAAUCCAACAUUUUAAUGAAUGUCCUGAGGGCCUUGGAAAUGACAGGAUAUCACAUGAGACGUUUAAACAAGAGGCGAAGAAGUGUCUUAUGAAAAACGCAGCAACUUUCCAGAUGUAAUUAUUUAGCCAUGAUUACUGUUGAAUUAUUU
Messenger RNA from Tachysurus vachellii, 471 nucleotides. RefSeq names its product EF-hand calcium-binding domain-containing protein 10 (gene efcab10). The record is from RefSeq and is a predicted model, not a curated record. The transcript has 4 exons. NCBI's taxonomy places the organism in Eukaryota, Metazoa, Chordata, Actinopteri, Siluriformes, Bagridae. The coding region runs from base 39 to 440 and encodes 133 amino acids.